GAAACUCCUCCGCGGUGUCUGCAGCGUCUCUUCCGGUGCUGGCGGAACGUGGACCGUCCUUUCGUGCCGUCCGCGGACUCAACGUGUCGCGACAAGAUGGCACUUUAUAAUUUCAAGAAGAUUAUGGUGGUUCCCACCGCUAAGGAUUUCAUCGACAUCACUUUAUCCAAAACGCAAAGGAAGACGCCCACAGUGGUACACAAGCAUUACCAGAUCCACCGCAUCCGACAUUUUUACAUGCGAAAGGUGAAGUUCACUCAGCAGAACUACCACGACCGCCUCACGCAGAUCCUCACAGACUUCCCGAAGCUCGACGACAUCCACCCGUUCUACGCCGAUCUGAUGAACGUGUUGUACGACAAAGACCAUUAUAAACUGGCUUUGGGGCAGAUCAACAUCGCCAAGAAUUUGAUUGAUAAUGUUGCCAAAGAUUAUGUGCGGCUGAUGAAGUACGGAGAUUCGCUGUAUCGGUGCAAGCAGCUGAAGAGAGCCGCUCUGGGUCGUAUGUGCACCAUCCUGAAACGACAGAAGUCGAGUCUGGAGUAUCUGGAACAAGUGCGUCAGCAUCUGUCCCGUUUGCCGUCCAUUGAUCCAAACACGAGGACCCUGCUUCUGUGCGGUUACCCCAACGUCGGCAAGUCCAGUUUCAUCAACAAGGUGACCAGAGCAGACGUCGACGUUCAGCCGUACGCUUUCACCACCAAGUCUCUGUUUGUGGGUCACAUGGACUACAGAUAUCUCCGCUGGCAGGUGGUGGACACCCCCGGUAUCCUGGACCACCCCCUGGAGGACAGGAACACCAUCGAGAUGCAGGCCAUCACGGCUCUGGCUCACCUGCGAGCGGCGGUUCUUUACGUCAUGGACGUAUCAGAGCAGUGCGGUCACACCCUGCAGGAACAGCUGGAGCUCUUCAACAACAUCAGACCACUGUUCGCCAACAAGCCUCUCAUCAUCGUGGCCAACAAAUGUGACGUGAAGAAGAUCAGCGAGCUGUCUGAGGAGAACCAGAAAAUCUUUGCAGAUCUCUCUGCCGAGGCAAUCUCCGUGAUUGAGACCAGCACUCUGACCGAGGAGGGAGUCAUGCAAGUUAAAAAUGAGGCCUGCGACCGGCUCCUCGCCGACCGCGUCGAGACAAAGAUGAAGGGCAAGAAAGUCCACGAUGUUCUCAACCGUCUCCACCUGGCCAUGCCCACCAAGAGAGAUGAGAAGGCGAGGCCUCCGUUCAUCCCUGAAGGAGCUCUGGCGCGCAAGAAGGCGAUGGAGGUGGACCAGCCCAAACGCAAACUGGAGAGAGAUCUGGAGAUGGAGCUUGGCGAUGACUACAUUCUGGACCUGCAGAAAUACUGGGAUCUGAUGAACGAGGAUGAGAAGCACGACAGGGUUCCCGAGGUGUGGGAGGGACACAACAUUGCAGAUUACAUCGAUCCUGACAUCAUGAAGAAACUGGAGGAGCUGGAGAAGGAGGAGGAGCUGAAGGAGCGAGCCGGGGAGUACGACUCGGAUGAAGAGAGCGAGGACGAGGAGAUGCAGGAGAUCCGAGUUCUGGCCAAACAGAUCCGCGAGAAGAAGCAGCUCAUGGUCGUGGGGUCAAAAGAGAAGGACAUACACGGGCCUCGCAUGCCCAGAACCACCACCAAGGUUGAAAGAAAGAAGCUGGAGAAGGAGAUGGGCGAGCUCGGUCUGGACAUGAAAGACAAGGACGAUAGUCACUACGCACAGCAGGCCCGACGAUCCCGAAGCGUUGCUAAGAAACGCAAGCGUGAAACUUCGGCUCCUCCGACCUCCAGAACUCGAAGCCAGAGCGCCUCCCGUCCGCCACGAGAUCAGUCCGGUAUACGGGAUCCAAAGAUGGCAAAGAAGGCGAAGAAGAUGAUGAAGAACUCCCAGAAAGACAUGAACCGCCAAGGCAAGAAGGGAGAGGCGGACAGACACGUGUUUGACCUCAAACCCAAACAUCUUCUGGCCGGGAAGAGGAAGUCCGGCACCAACGAUCGCAGAUAAAACUGCUUUUUCUGAACUGUUGAGAUCCGAACACUCUGUUGGGAAAGAUCAUGUCUUCAUUCUAUACAUUUCCUCAGCAGUACAAAGACGAACAUUGAAUAUCUUUAUUGAGGAAACUCUGGUCAUUUAAUGUUUCUGUGACGUGGGAGCAUCAUCCCCGAGGAUGGUGGUGCCAUAGAAAACUGUAGACCUGCUGGGGAAAUGCUCCAACACAUUUAGAUUAUUAGUAAUUAUUAUAAUAAGUGUCUUUUAUUCGUCAGCUCUCCAGUUAUAGCUCACAAAAGUAAAACAGGACUGUGACUCACAAACCGUGAGUCAUGUGGCGGUUAACGUCUUAUUUUGCUUCUGCAGUUGCCACGAUCAAACUGGUAAAAUAUUUUUCAGUUGUUAAACUGAUUCGUACACGAGUUUUUCUUCUCUCUUGGUAACAGCAGUCGAGUGAGCUUUCGUGCCUUACAUCCUGUGUGCGGCUCAGAAAAUGCUGAGUUUACUUUGGAUAAAGUGAUGAUGACUUCCUUUUACAAGACUCCCUUUGAGAAAUUCAUUAACAUGGGAGCUAAAUAAAUAUACACCUGAACACAA
Larimichthys crocea (large yellow croaker) is the source of this 2583-nucleotide messenger RNA. It is a transcript of the gene gtpbp4, whose product is annotated as GTP binding protein 4. Lineage: Eukaryota; Metazoa; Chordata; Actinopteri; Sciaenidae. The record is from RefSeq and is a predicted model, not a curated record. Gene Ontology annotation, molecular function: GTP binding. The coding region runs from base 97 to 2001 and encodes 634 amino acids. The transcript is spliced from 17 exons.